Messenger RNA from Rosa chinensis, 3376 nucleotides. Its product is annotated as disease resistance protein RPM1. The coding region runs from base 366 to 3113 and encodes 915 amino acids. Gene Ontology annotation, molecular function: ADP binding. Lineage: Eukaryota; Viridiplantae; Streptophyta; Magnoliopsida; Rosales; Rosaceae. Gene Ontology annotation, biological process: defense response to other organism. The transcript is spliced from 3 exons. The record is from RefSeq and is a predicted model, not a curated record.
CCCUAGCUCCGGAACAGACUCUUAUAUUUCCUGUUUCUUCAAAAAAAUUCCAGAGUCAGAAGUUAGAACAGGUCUUUGGUCUUUUGGUAUAAAAAUACUAUACGAGUUAUGAUAUAAAAAUACCAUACGAGUUUCCUUGCAAUUUCCUUGGUACGACUUUGCACGUAGAGGAGCAGAAGGGUAUCUCACUUGCAUUUUCCAUUUUCUUUCCUCAACAUUUUCAUUCAGCAGAAUGAAUUACCUUUAAUGGGUUGGGAGAUGAUCCCCUCUUUCAUGGCAUUGGAGUGAUCACUGGGUACUCUUCAUAUUCUGCUUAAUCUUGUUCUAGAGACAUCCAUUAAACUACAAAGGUCCCCUAGCCAUAUAUGGCCUCAGCUCCAACAGACCUCUUGAUUGGCAAAAUUGUGAGCAUUCUAGAGAGCGAAGCAUCCUCCAUAGCCGGUGUUCGUGAUGAAGUUGAUGAGAUUAAGCUGGAGCUUGAGAGCAUGAAGUCUUUCCUAGAGGAUACAGAGCGGAAGAAAGCAAGUACACAAGGAGAGAAAACGUGGAUUGCAAACGUGAGAAACUUGGCCUGCGAUGUUGAAGAUAUCAUUGAUGAAUUCAUGUAUCGCAUGUAUGAGAAAGAAAGUGGCGGUCGAUUUGCAAGGUUUCUCCAGAAAACCAUUCAUGUCCCAAAAAACCUCUGGUAUAAGCGUCGAAUUGCUAACAAGUUACAGAAAAUUAUUGCAGCAAUCAAAGCCAUUCCAGAGAGAAAACAGAGGUAUGGUCUAAUUGGUCAAGAAGGAACAUCUUCUGAUGAUGUUCACAAGAGGGUAAAAACCAAAGCCGAGUCCUCGCUUUUUGAGAAGGAAGAUGAACUCGUGGGAAUUGAAGGGAAGAAGCAAAUGUUAAUGGGAUGGUUGAUCAAUGGAGAGAAAAAACAAACUAUUGUCUCUGUGGUCGGCAUGGGAGGAUCAGGGAAGACAACUCUCGUUGCCAACACCUUCACUCAGGAGACAGUAAAGAGACAUUUUAAUUGUUUUGCAUGGAUAACUGUUUCCCAAACUUAUGUGCUUGAAGACUUAUUUAGAAGCUUGAUAAAGGAAUUCCACCAAUCAAUAAAACAGGAAGUCCCUGGGAAUUUGCAUGCAAUGAGCUACAGGGAAUUGCUGGACAUGUUGACAAACUUUUUGGUGUCCAAAAGAUAUCUAGUUGUAUUGGAUGACGUGUGGGAUAUCACUCUUUGGGAAAAUAUAAGAUUAUCAUUUCCAGAUGAACUGAUUGGAAGUCGAAUCAUUCUUACAACUCGAAGAGAAGACAUAGCAUCCUAUUCUUUUGGAGUUGAAAGUCAUGUUUACCCUAUUCAACUCUUGCAACGCGAUGAGGCCAAGGAGCUCUUCAGCAAGAAAGCAUUCCCAACUUAUGACAAUAUAUGCCCACCAGAGCUUGAACCCUUAGCUUGGGAACUUGUGGAGAAGUGUAACGGCUUACCUCUGGCAAUUGUGGCUUUACGUGGCCUCAUGUCCUCAAAAAAGUCUUCUGUAGAGUGGAGUACAGUCCUCAACAGCUUAAAUUGGCAUCUAAGUAACAAUCCGUUGUUAGAAUCUAUAAAGAUCAUCUUGUUGCUUAGUUUCAACGGUUUGUCAUAUCGAUUAAAACGUUGUUUCCUAUAUUGUUCCUUAUUCCCAGAGGAUUACUUGAUGGGGAAAAAUAGACUCAUUAGACUGUGGAUAGCUGAAGGAUUUAUUGAACACGUUAAAGGGGUUACACCAGAAGCAGUUGCAGAACUCUAUAUUAUGGAACUCGUUUCUCGUAGCAUGCUACAAGCUGUAAGAAGAAAUGAAACCGGAAGGCCAAGGGCAUGCAAGAUGCAUGAUCUUAUGCGGGAGCUUGCUUUAUCAGAAUCAGCAUCGGAGAACUUUGCCACUGUGUACGAUGGCAAAGAAGUAAUGAAAGAAAUGGGAGCCCGUCGUUUGUCAAUUCAAACAACCGAUGGGGAAAUUAAGCCACUCACAGAUAUGUCACAUCUUCGUUCUUUUCUUGUCUUUGUCACUAAUAGAAUCUCAUCGUCUGUUUCUGAGAUAUUGCCUUCAGGAUUGAAGUUGUUGAGGAUUCUAGAUUUGGAACGGUCCCCGGUUACUAAAUUGCCAGAUGAAGUUGUGUACUUAUUCAACUUAAGAUAUUUAAAUUUGAGGAAAACUCCCAUUAAAGAGCUUCCCAAAUCCAUAGGACGGCUCCACAAUCUCCAGACCUUGGACAUAAGGGAUUCCAAUAUAAAGGCACUUCCAAGGGGAAUUACCAAGCUGCUUAACCUACGCCAUCUGAUUAUGUACCGUUACACUGGAGUACAUAAGGGCUUCAGAUAUAUUGAAGGGACAAAAGGUCCAUCUGGUAUUUGUAAAUUGAAGAACUUGCAAGUUUUGGCAUGUGUUGAAUCAGAAGGAAAUGUUAUUAGACUUGUCGGGAACAUGACCCAACUUACUAAGCUUGGCAUCACAAAUGUAAAAGAAAGAGACGAGAUAGACCUAUGUGCUUCAAUUCAAAAGAUGGAGCUCCUCCAGGACUUGUUUUUAAUGGUACCUGAUGAAGAGGAAUGUCUUCGACUCGAUGCGCUAACUGCACCUCCUGCUCACCUUCACAAACUUGCGUUGGCUGGAAAGUUGGAAAUGGUACCACGUUGGUUUUUUUCACUUCACAGCCUCACAUCUUUGAAUCUGCAUUGGUCUAGACUCGAGGAAGAUUUAUUACCUCACAUUGAAGCACUGGCCAGCCUACGAAGCCUUACUCUUUAUAAUGCAUACACUGGGGAAAACCUGAGUUUCAGUGCAGGCUUCAGAAAUCUUGUGCAUUUGCAGCUUUGCAAUUUCCCUUUACUGAAUAACAUAACUAUAGAGAGAGGGGUGAUGCCAAAGCUGCAGUUCUUGAUGCUGGAUAGCUGUCUGGAAGUAAAGACUUUGCCGUGGGGUAUUGAAUACCUUUCUAAUCUUGAAACCUUGCAGUUGGGAUCUGUUUCAGUGCAACUUCUAGAGUCCAUACAAGAAGGAGGUGUGGAUCAUUCAAAGGUACGACACCUUCCAGAAGUAGAUGAUUUAGUCAGAACGUUAUUUGGGAGGUUUAAUGAAAGCAAGUCCUAGUUCUGUUGCUAGCUAGAAGUAUAUUAAUUGCCUUGGGAAGAACCACUACUUGUGUGAAGGUUGAAGCUGAAAGAUUCAUCUUGUUUCUUAUCAACUUCCGAAGAAAUAUUUUAUCCUAGGUUCUGUCCAGAAACUGUAUUUGUUAUUGUUUGUGAAUGUGCAUCUAAUAAUGUUUAAGAAUGCACAUUGAUUCUUCUAACAUUUUGUUUGUUUGUUUAUAAUAUGUUGUUUGUACAUUCAACUUGGCUUCAACCUAGAGAGUU